Molecule: messenger RNA, 873 nt
Organism: Laccaria bicolor S238N-H82
Lineage: Eukaryota; Fungi; Basidiomycota; Agaricomycetes; Agaricales; Hydnangiaceae
Exons: 3
Coding region: 1-672 (223 amino acids)
Biological process (GO): C-terminal protein methylation
Cellular component (GO): membrane
Molecular function (GO): protein C-terminal S-isoprenylcysteine carboxyl O-methyltransferase activity
Source: RefSeq, a predicted model, not a curated record
AUGGUUGGCCUACAGAUCGCCGUAACACCACCCCAUCCUCCGCCAAGUUCAGACGAAAGGGCACCAUCGACCAGGCUAGAAGUGAUUGUUAAGCAGCGAACUGGACCUUUCCUGGUCAAGUCGAUCUGCUGGGCUGCCGCCGCUGCAGAAGCCGCGGUUAUUCUUGCCACACACGCGCCCAGUCUUACCCUCUCCCAGACUGUUCUUUCUACUCUUGUACGCGGGAGAGGCUCGGACCGCAUCCAAUUAUCACCGCUCUUCGUGUUCGGUACCCUUUUGACCGGCCUGGGUGGAUAUAUCCGAUACCGUUGCUAUCGCGCACUCGGACGCCUCUUCACAUUCGAAAUGAGCAUACGGAACGAUCAUAAGUUGAUCACGGACGGUCCGUACGGCAUAGUGAGGCAUCCUGGGUAUACUGGCAUCCUUUUUACAAUCACUGGAAUCAUCUGUUGGCACGCUAGUUCCGGUUCAUGGGCGAGAGAGUGUGGAGCAUUGGAAACGACAAUAGGACAGGUCGCGGCGGGGAUAUAUCUGGGCAUGGUUUCAGUUAUCACAACGGGAUUGAUGAGCCGCAUGUCAAAGGAAGACGCGGCGUUGCGAGAAACAUUCCCGAAGGAAUGGGACCAAUGGGCCGCUAAAGUUCCAUACAAGUUGAUCCCCUGGGUUUACUGAGGUAUUCCCUGGCAUUCAACCAACUAAUGACUCGACGACUUGAUGCAUUGAUGACGUUGGACUUUUACGACGUGGAUUUUACGACGUGGAGAGGCAAAUUGUAUGAUAUGUUCGACUGUGUGUAUAUUUAGCUCGCGAUGGCGGGGUCUUUGUACACUGUUACUUGGUCUGUCCAAGUUACGUCGCUCUGAUUAACAACUG